UCCUGUUUCUUGGAAGCAGUAUGUCUGCCAGGGGGCCAGUGUUUAUUUAACUGGCGUUAGCUCUGCACACAGAGCGCAUCUCCCUGUGCUAUCCUGCAUCUGGCAGAGCAAGUGAGGCUGCUGCUGCUGCUGCUGCUGGGAAUGGACAGGGGCAAAGCAGGGGUUCAGCACACCACGUUGGAGAAGGCGUCUAGGAUGGCAAAAAUUAAUCAGAUGGGACCAGGAGGGAAAGGGAGAUGGGUCAAGGAACACUCAGCCUUUCAUCACUUGCUGUAGAUGGAUGGUUUCCCGGGCAGGCAUCUGGGAGCCCGGCUCGCUAUAGGGAGACGUCAGUGCUCUCAGGCCCCGGGUGGAAGAGCCCCCAGCCCCUCCCGCGCAGGCUUCCUUUAUAUAAAGUCUGGGCCUCGUGGAGUCUGCAGCAGCGGCGCUCGCUCGAAGCGGCGGUAGCAGAGCUCCUUGGAGCCGUCCUCCUGUCGCUGCUCCGCCGGGACAGCGCACGGUCAGCCUAGCCCAGAGCUCCGAGGGCUUCCCGCCGCCGGGACCAUGCGAGGCUCCGAGCUCCCGCUCUUGCUAUUGGCACUGGUCCUCUGCCAGGCGCCCCGGGGGCCAGCUGCCCCAGUGUCGGCAGGUACAAGCGGAAGCACGGUCCUGGCCAAGAUGUACCCGCGCGGCAGCCACUGGGCUGUGGGACACUUAAUGGGGAAAAAGAGCACGGAUGAUUCCCAGUCCUUUUAUGGGUCUGACAGAGAUGGCCUGAAGGAGCAGCUGAGCGGAUACGUGCGCUGGGAAGAAGCUGCACGGAAUUUGCUGGGCCUCCUGGAAGCCUUGGGUGACAGAAGCCCUCAGCCACCUCAGCACCCGCCUCGGGGCGAUCUCCGGCCUGCUUGGGAUCCCGAGGAUGGCAGCUACUUUAAUGAUGCUCAAAAUAGAAAGUCUAUCCAGGACCCUACCUCAUAUUGAUGCCACCCACACUCAGGCUGGUGGACUCUCUGCUCCAGGUUCUCCAGGGGAAGGAAGAAACUGCCAGCUGAAGGGACAAUGACAAGGACAGCUUUCAAGGAGCAAAACGAAACCCUUCAGAGACUGCAUUCUGCCAACAUCAAUUCUACUGGACCAUCAACAAGAUUUUCUUUUUGCAAUUUACUUUACUAUUCUUGUCUCUUUCAACCGUGACUAAAUUCAUGAUUUUCAAGCAGCAUCUUCCGGUUUGAACUUGUUUCUGUGAGCAACUACCUAGAAAGAGCUUUCCAAUGAAUGCUUUCUCCAGCUAGGCUUCUUGUUGAUUGGAUUCAGGGCUCCAAUCUGCUACAAUUCACAAUAAAUGCUUAUUUAAUCACA
Meriones unguiculatus (Mongolian gerbil) is the source of this 1338-nucleotide messenger RNA. RefSeq names its product gastrin releasing peptide (gene Grp). Gene Ontology annotation, biological process: neuropeptide signaling pathway. Lineage: Eukaryota; Metazoa; Chordata; Mammalia; Rodentia; Muridae. The coding region runs from base 544 to 960 and encodes 138 amino acids. Gene Ontology annotation, molecular function: neuropeptide hormone activity. The transcript has 4 exons. The record is from RefSeq and is a predicted model, not a curated record.